UACUGAUAUCUUAUCGUUCCCUACGUCACUUUAAAAGUGCGAAAACGCUUAGCUUAUCGAGCAAACAAACCGUAGACACCCAUGAAAUUUUGGCCUGGGUUCAGUUUAGUUCCUUUACCCAACUGACUAAAUUCGAGUGUUUCGUUUUUAUAAUGUCAUUGACAAUGUUUUAAUUGAAGAUGACAAUGAACGCGUUGGCUAGAAUAUGAAGUCGAUCAAGGCCCGGCUGAAGCACCCAAUCGAAAGACUAUUGGUGAUGGACAAACCGUCCAGUGCGCGCAGCAGCAGCAGCAAGAAUCACAAUCACAAUCGAAUGAACCGCAGCUCCACUUCCCGUCGAAAUCCAGACGAGGAUCCUGCCGACGAGACUACAAAACAUCGGUUCUUCUGGGGCAACCGGCGCAACUCGACCACUGGACAGAGCGGCGGCGACAAAGGUCGUUCCAAGAUCGACUUGACCACCGCUGGCGGGAAAAAGAAAUCACCGAGGCCAUCAGCUUACACCCAGACGGAUAGAAGCAAAUCGAAUCGCAAUUUAAACAGCAGGAAUACACGUUGCAAUUCCCUGGCUGGCACGGCGAUUACGAGCAGGGAAAACGUCCGGCAAAUAACCGGGUCCAGGAACCCGGACGAGCUGACCGCCCGGUGCAGUGCGACGCACGAGGGCCGCAAGGUGCUGCAGGAGCGACUGAUGGUGCAGGUGGACGCACUGUUCAACAUGCUCUUCUCCGCCUCGCCGUUCCUGCAGAGCUUUCACGAGCGGCGCAAGUCCACCGAUCUGCGCAUGGGCGGCUGGAAGCGGAACGCCAACGGCCAGAAUGAGCGCAUCGUCACGGUGACCGUGGCCCUGCAGGCGAAUGUCGGGCCCAAAACGGCCAAGGUCACCGAGACGCAGAUCAUGCGCGAAUGCAGCCAACCCGGGCAGCUGUACUCGAUCGAUGUGCAGAGCGUCAAUGCCGAGAUCCCCUACGCGGACGCCUUCGUCGUCCUGGUGCACUUCUGCCUAAGGGCCACCGUCGAGGAGUACACGGACGUCCUGGUCUUUGCCCAGGUCAAGUUCCUCAAGUCCGUGUGGGCGGUGGUCAAGGCGUUCAUCGAGAAGAACACGUACGCGGGUCUCGAGGAGUUCUGCCAGUCGCUGUACAGCGCCCUACUCUUGGAGAUCAAGAAGAGGUAG
Messenger RNA from Drosophila takahashii, 1177 nucleotides. RefSeq names its product protein Aster-B. Gene Ontology annotation, cellular component: endoplasmic reticulum membrane; plasma membrane; endoplasmic reticulum-plasma membrane contact site. The record is from RefSeq and is a predicted model, not a curated record. Gene Ontology annotation, biological process: intracellular sterol transport. Lineage: Eukaryota; Metazoa; Arthropoda; Insecta; Diptera; Drosophilidae. Gene Ontology annotation, molecular function: sterol binding; sterol transfer activity.